This is a messenger RNA of Coccinella septempunctata (seven-spotted ladybird), 2230 nucleotides long. RefSeq names its product high mobility group protein DSP1-like. Lineage: Eukaryota; Metazoa; Arthropoda; Insecta; Coleoptera; Coccinellidae. The transcript is spliced from 5 exons. The coding region runs from base 194 to 1543 and encodes 449 amino acids. The record is from RefSeq and is a predicted model, not a curated record. Gene Ontology annotation, biological process: regulation of transcription by RNA polymerase II. Gene Ontology annotation, molecular function: DNA binding, bending.
GAACCGGCUACUUGAGUGCUCAAUGUUUUUGGUACACGAUUUUUUCGAGUGCGAUGGACACCAGUGAUGGCAUUAAUGCAAGUGUCCGCUAAAUGUUUUUGUGGAAUGCCCCUUUGUGAUUUUUUGUGAAUAAUUGUCUUGCGAAUCCAUGCGCACACAAUUCUGCGUCCCCUUCGAAUAUAGUUAGUUUGUAAUGUCGGAGCAUCAUUCCGGAGGAUGGGGCUCCCGUUCGGAUCAGGGGAUGUGGUGGAACCCCGAUCAGCAAUCGCUUCAUCAUCAGCAGAUGAUGCAGCACCAAGCGCAGCAGAUCGCUCAGCAGCAACAUCAAGAACAGAUUUUAGCGGCUAGCACUGCAGCAUCUCAGUCUCAACAGCUGUUUUCUUAUAAAAUGGCCAAUAGUUUCGAGAACUCUCAAAUGCACGUUUCAAAUGUGCACAGUACGUCGCCUGUAGGGGCGCAGGGGAUUCGCGAAUAUGAUUAUAGACAUGGUGGUGGCAAUCCCACGAUGUCAAUGCCUUCCCCGGCAGCGCAGUGGUGGUAUCCUCCAUCUACGAUGGAUAACAUGCAUUCAUCCAUGUUAUCACAUCAGCAACCCCCACAACAGACUAUGGCACCUGUACAGUCACCCUCGCCUACGCAGUCAGAAGCUCAAGCUAGAUUAGAAGAAGCACACCGGCAGCAACAGCACCAAGAAGCCGUUCAGAGGCAUCAAGAGGCUCAGACUCAGCAGAACGAAGCUAUUCAUAGAUACCACCAAGAGCGACAGCGACAGGCCGAAGCUCAACACGCCGCUCUGCAACAUCAUCAGGCACUGGUAGAUGCACAUCAGCAGAGGCAUCAUCAGCAACUGAACAACCAUCAUUCACCACACCACCAAUCGAUUUUGCAUCAGCAACAGAAUCAACAACAGUUAACGCCAGUAGCUACUAAAGGCAGAAUGCCGCGUGCUAAAGCCGAUGCAAGGCCGAGAGGGCGUAUGACCGCCUACGCAUUCUUCGUGCAGACAUGCAGGGAGGAGCAUAAGAAAAAACAUCCAGAAGAGAACGUCGUGUUCGCUGAAUUCUCUAGGAAAUGCGCCGAUAGGUGGAAGACAAUGUUGGACAAAGAAAAGAAGCGCUUUCAUGAAAUGGCUGAGAACGAUAAGAAGCGUUAUGACUCCGAAAUGCAAAAUUACAUACCCCCUAAAGGAGAGAAAACUAGAGGAAAGAAGAGGAAACAAAUCAAAGAUCCAAAUGCACCUAAACGUUCUCUGUCGGCGUUCUUCUGGUUCAGUAAUGAUGAGCGUGGUAAAGUCAAGGCACAAAACCCUGAGUAUGGAGUAGGGGAUAUAGCUAAGGAACUUGGUAGAAGGUGGGCAGAUGCAGACCCUGAAACCAAGGGCAAGUUUGAAGCUUUGGCAGACAAAGACAAACAAAGAUACGAAAGAGAGAUGACUGCAUACAAGAAGAAGAAUAAUCCAUCAAUGCAAGCCCAGCCCGCACCUGUACCUGAAAAUGAUGAUGAAGGAGAUGAUGAUGAAGUGGAGGAUGAAGAAGAUGAUUAAGUGGUGAAUAAGACCUUUCAUCGUUACCUCAUUUUUAGCAACGCCUUCAUUUCAUUCCUUAAAAUGUACAUAUGAUUAUAUACAUGGCAGUGUUUUGUGUUCUUUUUACCUGCGUCGUCUAUGUGUACUUACAAAUAAUGAGAAAUAAAAUUAUCGGUAAAGACAGAAUAAGUGCUAGUGGAACAACUUCCCGAAAUAGGAUCAACCGUCAUAGUAAAGAAAUCAAUACAGUGAUGUUCAUUGCCAUAACACAAGCCCUAAGUUUCCAUAAACGAAUUCAUCUAUUAUUUGUGUGUGUGAAAUGUUAGGUUAUAUGAUUUCCUAGUUGCAUUGUGAAAAUGCAACUUUUGUGAAUAAACAUUUUAUUUUCCGUUUUGGAAUUUCAAAUAUGUAAUAUUAUAAUUUUUAUGAUUUGAUGAUAAGGAUCAGAAGAUUCACAAUUGUAUAUUAUGGAUAGAAUUGACCAUUUUUAUUUAUUAGAAAUUUAUAAUGAAUAUCAUUUCUAUUUUAUUAUUGACUUUAUGAUUUACAAUUUUUUAUUAUUGAUUCUUAUGAAGAUUGUUUUAGGGAAAUAAAAUUUGAUCAUGUAAAAAUAAUUGAAAUUUAUUAUUCAUAAACUUAAAGUUGAUCCGUUAUUAUUAUAUUGAUGAAUCUUAAAUUAAUGAUUAAUAAAAAUUUGAUAACAAA